Molecule: messenger RNA, 673 nt
Organism: Oncorhynchus masou masou (cherry salmon)
Lineage: Eukaryota; Metazoa; Chordata; Actinopteri; Salmoniformes; Salmonidae
Product: RIMS-binding protein 2-like
Exons: 6
Molecular function (GO): protein binding
Source: RefSeq, a predicted model, not a curated record
AGAGCAUGGAUCAUUCAUGGCCUAUAGGAGACAAUGAGGUGCGUAUCUUUGUGGCUCUGUUCCCCUACGACCCGGUCAACAUGUCUCCCAAUCCCGACGCUGCUGAGGAAGAACUGCCCUUCCGAGAGGGACAAAUCAUCAAGAUCUACGGAGACAAAGACUCGGAUGGAUUCUACCGCGGGCGAGUCGGCGGUCGUCAUGGUUACGUGCCAUGUAACAUGGUGUCAGAGAUUCAGGUGGAGGACGAGGAGACCAGAGAGACACUCCUGCAGCAGGGCUUCCUGUCUACCGCAACAAACAUGGAGAAGAUAGUGGAGGCUGCUGCGCUGUGGGAAGAUAGCUUAGACUCCUCCAGUCAAGAUCCCAGCCAAUCUGCUGUCGCCAUGGCAAACCCGGCGGACACCGGUCCUCGCAGGAUGAAGGCCAUCUUUGAUUACGACCCUCGAGAGAGCUCUCCCAACGCUGACAUCGAGGUUGAACUGACCUUUGGUGCCGGGGACAUCAUCUAUGUGUUUGGUGACAUGGACGAUGAUGGGUUCUUCUAUGGUGACCUGAACGGACACAAAGGCCUGGUCCCAUCUAACUUCCUACAGGCUGCCCCAGAGGCUGCUGGGGAAAGCCCACCAUUUGACCCCAGCCUCCGUCUGUAUCCGAGCCCAGGACAGAAUCGCAG